AUGUCGACCACCACCAACAGAGACGACCAACAAUCAAUUCACAACUCUACGCGGACUCUCCGCAGUUCGCAAACUAGUAUUGCUGAAACACCGGAAGACCGUUUAUCCUUCAAUGACGAACUGGACGAGCUCUGGACUAGAUGCCGAAGUCUCGUUGACUCUCUCCAUCUCCGCUUCAUACAUCCUACUCAUGUAGCUCUCUGUCUCCUCUAUGACGGACUUCAAAGCGUAUAUGACCCUCGCUUCUAUGACAUUUCGACUCCUCAGACCUGGGCCCUAGAGCGACCGCUUUUCUGGAUAGCUAUAUCGAAAGUCUAUGCUUCAGAACUUUCAGACUCCCUCGACGACCACAUCCAGAAGGCAACCUUCCCUGAUGAGCCAGCAUCUACCCCUAUUCAGAAGAAGAUCGCAGAUGACCUGUGGGCCAGAACCAAAACUCUCAACGAUGACCGCACUCAGCCUACUGAGGAUCGAGAUAGCGAAAGAGCUACAGGAUUCCAACAAUCGACAGAGGAAGGAGGGAUACGUGGUCUUCUUGAAAGCUCGAAGUUUGGCAUCAGCGCGGAUGCUGUCAUUGAGAUAACCCGACGCUUGAGGCAAAAGAAGGUAGAAGAGCAAAUGUCAAAGCCGAAAUUCGUUAUGUUGAGCCAGUUUGCGGUUGAGGACACUCGAUUGAUCAAAGAGAAGUUAGACAGAGGCGAGCUCAUCGACCCGAUAGUUGGGAGGAAUCGUGAGAUCCGACGUUUAAUUUCGAUCCUGUCACGCAAGUCGAAGAAUAAUGCCGUCCUCCUGGGCGAUUCGGGUGUAGGAAAGAGCGCCAUAGCGGAGGGAUUAGCGUUGAGGAUUGUCUCGGGGAAUGUCCCCGAGUCUGUGCGUGCCCGCGUGUUCAGUCUGAAUUUAGGGGCUUUAUUGGCCAGCACUGCUUGUAAAUCUGCCUAUGAACAGAUCCUACAAUUGAUCCUGGACGAGAUCGCUGAACAUGAAUCAAUGGGUAUCAGCGCCAUCCUUUUCAUCGAUGAGCUCAGUCAGAUAACCAUCGGUGGUUAUCGAGGUGAUGGAAGCGGCAUGUAUACGUCUGUGAGCCAACUGUUUCCGAGACUUCCUGACUCUGCCAUUGAGUUGUUGGAUGAAGCCUGUACCAAUGUCAAGAUUAGCAAAGACGCGAAUUGGGAGCAGUUGGGCAAGUGGAGGAGACGUAAGGUAGCUAUCGAAAUGGAUAUCGAGUCAUUGGAGCGAGAAUUUGACGGUACAGGCGAUACGGAGCUGCAACGCAUGCAGGAGGAAUUGAAAAAUCUCGAAAUACAAAUUGAAAGCUGCAUUUCCUCUGCGAGAUCGUCGAGGCCGCUCGAGAAAGAGCUGGCUGAGAUUGAGCAGAGCAUCAGAAUACAAGAGAAGUCGAUUUUGACACGCGGACAGGCAGGGCAGUACAAAGAGAAGAAGGAAGAUGUUCAACAACUUAUGCGACUCAAAGAGAAGAAGAUCAUCGCGCAGCAAAAGCUCGAUCAAUCCAGAAUGGAGAUGGAAGCACAUAACAUGCUUACUCCAAGCGAGCCUCCACCUGUCUCGUCUAGUCCGGAAGAACUACCAGUCGUCACAAAACUUCAUGUGGUGGCACAACCUGAAGCUGUUGAAAGUAUCUCCAGCGCGGUCCGCUGUCUAUUGAGCGGGUUAACGGACCCUUCAAGACCAGUGGCGUCUUUUGUGCUUGGCGGCCCCUCAGGGUCUGGUCAAGUGCUUCUUGCCAAGGAGCUUGCAAGGUCGCUUCUCGGUUCAGCUGAGAAGCUCAUCUGUAUACAUGGCGUCGACUACGCCGACGCGCACGCGAUCUCACGCUUGGUUGGUACCCCCGCCUGUACUGGAUUUGACCAUGGUGGUCAACUUACCGAGUGCGUUAAACGGAAGCCUUUCUCCGUCAUCUUGAUACAGGACAUCGAGAAGGCAUCCCAGGAGUUUCGACUUCACAUUCAAAGAAUACUCGACGAGGGUACCUUAAGAGAUGGCGCAGGGAAGGUUAUUGACUUUACGAAUUGUAUAGUUAUAAUGACGACCAGCGUUGGUCAAGAGGGUGCCCUAGAAAUACAAACAGAGGAAGAAGAACGCAAGCAUUUUGUAAAAGAAGUGCAAGACUGGUUCCCUGUCGAAUUCUUUGCUCGAAUAGACGAACUAGUCAUCUUCCGUCGGGUGACAGCAGACAUGAUGUCAGCCAUUGUUGACUCCCGGAUCCGAGACCUCGAAGUCCACUUAUCUCACAUCAAACUCUUUUUGGAAGUGGAUCCUCAAGCAAAGUUGUACCUUGAAAUAUCAGGAUUGUCUCCGAACACUGGUGCACAAAGCCUGGAGCGAAUUAUAAGAUCUCAAGUCUUGCGGCCUCUUUCCUUGCUUUUUUUGAACGACGAGGUCAAGGAGAACUGGACAAUACGAUUGCGCUACGACGAAUUACAAGACGGGAUCAUCAUCGAGCCGGUUGAGCCAGAGCCAAACCCUCAAUUUACAUCAGAUCAGACAAUACCUACGGCAACGUCCCCCUCCUCAUCGCCAUCGUCGAGCACAUCUACUCUGGACGACUCUGACAAUGGAGAACAGGUGGGGCAGGGUGCCUCAGUGUUAUCUGACCGUGACGUGUUGCUGGCAAGCGAGCGAGGUGGUCAUCAUCGGGUAGUGGUGUCAUUAUUGGAAGCACCGACGAUGCAGCUGCAACCGCAAAGAGUUUUGUGGUCUUAG
This is a messenger RNA of Postia placenta MAD-698-R-SB12, 2721 nucleotides long. RefSeq lists its product as hypothetical. Lineage: Eukaryota; Fungi; Basidiomycota; Agaricomycetes; Polyporales; Adustoporiaceae. The coding region runs from base 1 to 2721 and encodes 906 amino acids. The record is from RefSeq and is a predicted model, not a curated record. Gene Ontology annotation, molecular function: ATP binding; ATP hydrolysis activity. Gene Ontology annotation, cellular component: cytosol; cytoplasm. Gene Ontology annotation, biological process: cellular response to heat. The transcript is spliced from 19 exons.